Sphaeroforma arctica JP610 is the source of this 1513-nucleotide messenger RNA. RefSeq lists its product as hypothetical. The record is from RefSeq and is a predicted model, not a curated record. Bases 249 to 638 code for a protein of 129 amino acids. Lineage: Eukaryota; Ichthyosporea; Ichthyophonida. The transcript has a single exon.
UGCGAGUGAUGAACUUGGCGGUGACACGUAUGGUUGGGAUGCACUCGCAGUUGUGUUGGUGGGCCAUGUUUUCUAUGUAAACCCAUCAUGGUUAUUGUUACUUUAGUUCAUUCGUCAUGUAGCGAACACUGCGUCGGUGGUGUUGUAUGUGCCGUUCUGGCCAGAUACUCAAUAAAUGCGUGAACUAGCACCUUUACUUCAGACACGGCCUUUUGUUAUUCUCCAUGCGUUUGAAACAUUCCUAUUGAAUGUAUAUACGGCGGUUGGACACCCUCCAUGGUCGCAUAAUUUGUUGGUGUAUAUCAAUGGGGGUAUUCAAGAUUUUUAGAAUGUUCUCCCUCAAUCGUUUUGGGUGGUGGUGGGUCGUACAAUUUCACAUGCGAUUAGGUACCUGGAUGAUUAUCGCACGAUGCUUUUUUUUUGCAUCGAUGGCGGCCUCGCAUAUUGAGAUACCAGGGCGUGAUGGUAGUGAAGCGGAGCAAGUGUUGGAUGAUGCAAUAUACGAAGCUCGGACCGUUGAGGAUUGGGAGCUGGACAUGAAGGCGUUGGCGCAGGACACUGGUGAUAAUCAGGAGUCGCGGUCAAGGGAAUUCAAUCGUUCUUGGAAGUGGAAAUCGGCGAAUCGUAGACAUGGAUGAACCAUCCCAGGAAACGAAGGUCUGUUUCCGUAAACGUGAUUAUGAAUACACUAUGAGUGAUCAAAAACAAGAUGAUUGUCUUAACGAGCGCAUACCGUCUUUUGAGGAUUGCAUGAGUGACCGUGAAGUGGGUAAUUUAGGUGAUUGUGUGCCACUGCCAAGUGCUGAACCGGAACAUGCGAGUAUCGAUAGUAAGCCAGUGUAAUGGGUAUCUCUCGAUACGCAUCAGUUAUCUACGCUCGAGCAAUAUGCCAUGAUUUGGAGCAAGGUUGUACAAAUUUGAUCUCGUUAUCGUCAUGUGCGAAUAUUCAGGAACUACCACUUGUCACGGGUGAUUUGGUUUACCAUGCAAGUCUUGGGCCCGAGAGUUGAGUAAAUUACUUAACUGACUCCCAAGAGUUGAUUAAGGAGAUUUAGCUACAGAGAAGUUGAAAUAGAAUAGCAUCGCGGUGUUAACGUGUUCUGCAGAAGGUAUCUCAUACUGUCCAUAUGAGUCUUUACUCUGGCCUGCCCAAACGGCUGAACACUAGCACAAACACUUUAGGUAUAAACCCAAGGUGAGGUCAGAAAUAAAGACUAAAUUAGCACUUUAUUUAAAGUCUACUGCAUUACACUAACAGAAAUAUUCACAACUGGUAUCUUGUAUCUUUCCCCAUGAUAUCUAUCCCCUGAUCCAUGUUCGCUGUAUCCAUCACUAGAGCGAUUUUUAUCCGUGUCAUAAGAUCGCCCACAAGAAGAGUUUCAGGUCUAGGCAUAUACAUCAUCUCAUGUUCAGCGGGCAAGACCGUACCCUCACCUUUAACAGUCACAUACACCUUGUAUGGCAAGCCAGAGAGUCAUCUGAUUCACUCUGAAGAAAACCUCCACAAGUAGGA